This is a messenger RNA of Arachis duranensis, 921 nucleotides long. RefSeq names its product AP-1 complex subunit sigma-1. Gene Ontology annotation, cellular component: AP-1 adaptor complex; membrane coat; intracellular membrane-bounded organelle. Gene Ontology annotation, molecular function: clathrin-cargo adaptor activity. The record is from RefSeq and is a predicted model, not a curated record. The transcript has 7 exons. Gene Ontology annotation, biological process: vesicle-mediated transport; intracellular protein transport. Bases 190 to 675 code for a protein of 161 amino acids. Lineage: Eukaryota; Viridiplantae; Streptophyta; Magnoliopsida; Fabales; Fabaceae.
UCUAAUAUCGAGAAGUGGGCUGGGCUAUACCAUUGAAACAGUAAUCCAAGUUACAAGCUCUUUCUCUCGUCUCGGCUAGUCUUGUCUCUCGGCUGUGUUACGGUUUAUUCCAACCAGUUUCUUCCCAAGUCUUAUUACUACGAUCUGCUGUGCAGCGUUCAGAAUUGAGAUCUCUUUGACCACGAUCCAAUGAUACACUUUGUGCUGCUCAUUAGCCGUCAAGGGAAGGUCAGACUGACGAAAUGGUAUUCACCUUACACUCAGAAGGAAAGAAGUAAGGUAAUCCGUGAGCUCAGUGGAGUGAUCCUUACCCGUGCACCCAAGCUAUGUAAUUUUGUAGAAUGGAGAGGAUAUAAAGUUGUAUACAAAAGGUAUGCUAGUCUGUAUUUUUGCAUGUGUAUUGAUGAAGAUGACAAUGAAUUAGAAGUUCUUGAAAUAAUUCAUCAUUACGUGGAGAUUCUUGAUCGGUAUUUUGGCAGUGUCUGUGAACUAGACUUGAUAUUCAACUUCCACAAGGCCUAUUAUAUACUCGAUGAACUUCUAAUUGCCGGCGAACUUCAAGAGUCAAGCAAGAAAACCGUUGCCCGAUUGAUAGCUGCACAGGAUUCAUUGGUGGAGACUGCAAAGGAGGAAGCUAGUUCAAUAAGCAACAUAAUUGCACAAGCCACCAAAUGAGAGAGAUCUAAUGUUACACUUUCUUCAUGCUCGUAUGUCUAUCUCUAUGUAUCGAUUAUAUUCGUGUUAUUGGUGAAUUUGUUUUACUUUCGAGCUUUUAGACCCGAGUUGCUGGUCUUGUGGUGGCAAUUUCAAGUUAGUGCAAGUGUGAUCUACCUAUUAUUGGGAGUUACCCCCUUUGUUCGAGGAAUAGUAGACUUUUACUGUAUAUUGUUUUGAGAUUGAAAUUAUAUUGAUUGUUCAUAA